GCAGCCGCCGCGAAAGAGGCUUCGGCGGGCAGCGCUGCAGCGGUAGCGGAGCUGGAGAUGGCGCUGGUGGCCGAAUCCGCACGCGUCCUCGAGGAAGUGCAGCGCCGUGAGAAGGCUGCGGCAGUCCACCGCUCCGAGCUACAGGAGCUGCAUUCUCAACUUGAGGCGGGGUAUGCCUGCCAGCACCGUGCUAAUGCGGAAAAUGCUGAUCUACAGGUCGCACAGCGCACCGCACAGGAGCAGCUCGUGCAGCUCUCCGCACAGCUCACAGCCGCGCGCAGGGAGCUGGAGUCCCUCUAUCAGGAACGGCAGCAGCUCCAUACAGACCAUGCUCAGCAAGCGGCUGUGGCACGGGAAGAGACCGCUGCAAGGCUGGCUGCCGCCCACCAGGAGACCAACUCCCUGCGAGUGCGUCUCACCGAAGAACAGGCCGACCAGCAGCGCCUGCGCGCGGAGCUGCAGGCAGCAGAACAGGAAGCGCGUGCCGCGAAGGAACACUUGGCUGCAGCCCAGGCGACCCAUGGGUCGUUGGAGGUAGACCUGGAGGACCUCCAGCAGCAGCUCCUCGAGGCGCGCGACGCCCGUGUGGAGGUACAGUCGCAGCUAGCGGGGACAGAAUGCGAAAAGGCCGUCUUGGCAGAGCGGGCACGGCAGCUACGGCUGGAGUUGAACGAGCAGGCCGCCCUUGCACAGCAGGCAGAAGCCCGCGCUGUGAAGGCGGAUGCGGAUUUGGAAGAGGUUCAGCGCCAGCUGUUGACUGCACGGGGCGAGCUGGGCAAGCUGGCGGAAGCCCUGGCCACUGCGGAGGCCACCUUGAGCGAGCGGGAGGCGGAGCUGCAGCGGCUCUGGGAGGAGUUGAAGUCCCUGGAGGGAACGCACUUGCAGGUGCGCGAGGAGGCGCAGGCCCGGAGGGUGGAGGCUGAGGCCGCCGCCUUAGCAUGUGCAGGGGCGGAGGCGAGGGCGAAAGCGGCUGAGUCGGCGUGUGCGGAGACGGAAGCGAGGGCAGAGGCAGCAGAGGCGGCGUGCGUGGAGGCGGAGGCGGCGCUGUUCGUCGAACGCAGCAAGGCGGCGGACCUGGAGGCGGAGAUGCAGGUGGCCACACGGCGGAUGGUGGAGCUGCAGAAGGUGGUAGAGGCUAAGCCCGGCGCUGCUGCGGCUUCCGCGCCCGGGGGCCCCCUUGAAGAAGCGGUGCGAGCAGCGUGUGAGCGCUGCCAGCGGCGGUUGCUGUGCAGCGCAGCGGAGGUAGUGGCCUCGUGCGCGGCGGCCGUAGCAUUGCUGCCACCGCGGUUGGACGAGCGAGGGCCGUCUGACGGCUACUGCGCCGCCCAAUCAGAGCUGCAGGGCGACGAUGGGGCCUCAGCACCCGCCUCUAAACCACAAAGUACGCUGGUGGACGUUAGGAACGGCUGGACGGGUUUCAGAAACCGCCCCAACCGCCAGGUCGCCGCGACGAGCCAAGACAAGCCGGCAGACAUCCGUCGUCGCCACGAAGACGCGGGGGAGCUCAUCGUCGCCCUGCAGCGGGACCUGGAGGACGUGCGCGACAGGUGUACAGGGCUGGAGGCGCAGCUGCUCGCAAGGGAAGGCGAGUUGGCAGCCGUGCGCCGCGAGCGCGAGGAUGCGCUGCUUCAGGUGCAGCUCCUGGGGGACGUGGCGCGGCACCGGAAGGAGGAGGCCUGCGGCUCCGGCUUGGUUGCCAGUGGUGCGGUGGCGGGACACAACUCCCCCGCGGCCGACGGCGAGGGGCCCCUUAGUGCCAUCGUUGUAGGCAGUGGAGGCGGCACCGGCGGCGGCGGCGGCGGGAGCUCCGGGGGGGGUAUGCAAGUUGCCGUACAGCUGCUUGAGCUGCGCUAUGCGAUGCAGAAGGUGGAGCAUGCGGCGGAAGAGCUGGCGGCUGCGCUGCUUGCCACGGAACGAGGCAACGGGUCAGCCCCCAUCACGAACACCUUCUCAACACCCGCGAGGACCGACGCGUGCGGCUCAACCGGGGGCGGCGGCGGCGGCGGCUGUGGUGGCCGGCUUGGCGACGCGGCUGCUGAUGAGGCCGCCCUUCACGCGCAAGCCUGGCUGGCGGACAGCCUGGUCGAGCUCACCAGGCAGGCCGGGUCGGUGGCCGAGCAGCUGGAGGGCUGCCUGGAAGCGGCUCUGCCCUCUCACGGCGCGAGGCCAGCAGCGGUGGUGGAGGCCGCAGAUCAGGUAACUGCUCAUCGGGUGGAGUGGGGAGUGGGCAAGGCAGCUGGAGGAGGGAAGGAGGAGGAGGAGGGCGAGGGAGAUAUCGGGCAUCGACGUGGCCCUCUAACGUCACUGGCUAUCCGGGUGCUGGAGGCCGAGCUGGGGGAGCUGCGGCGGCAGUUCGAGGAGGCGCAGCAGCGGGCGGCGCAGGCAAUGGAGCAGCAACACGUGCAGCACCUGGAGGAGUGUGUGGUCCUCCGAGCCGAUGCCAGCCAGUACCGGCAGCUGGUGCAGCGCAUGCGGGAGGAGCUCGUGGCUCUGGACCGGGCAAGACAGAUGGACAAACUCAUGGAACUCAGCGAGCGACGGGAGCAGGCAGAGGAGGCGCAGCUCCACGCCGAGUCACAACAGCGCAUCGCCCUUCAGCUGGCUGAGCGGUGUCGGGAGCAGGAGGUCGUCAUCGAGGAGCUGCGGCUGCAACUGGACCACAUGGCCGCCUCGGCGGCAACCGGCAACCAACACCAACACCAACAGCAACAUGAGGAGGUGGCGCGAGGCACCGGCACCACGAGCAGCUGCACCUCUGGGCCUGCCGGCCACCACAGCCGCCAGUUAGGCGGCCGCAGCUGCGGCGGCUACCGACCAGACCAGAUAUAUACCGACCAGAACUCCUGUCACCAUCACCACCAGGCGCACCACUGGCACCAGGAGCAGGCCUCAACUCGGGAUGAUGCAGACGGACAGUGGGAGAACGGAGCCCGCAGCCCCGCCCUGUCAAGCAACUAUCACGGGAACUGUUUCAGUGACUCCUCCAUGGGACAAACGUGUCCUUCUUCAUCUGACGGCUGCUGCUGCGGCGGCAGCGGCCCGGCCGACCCGUACCUGGGCACCCAACACGCGCUCAGCGCAACACGUCCGACGGUAAGCGAAACUGGGAUGUCGCAGACGACGGCGGCGGCGGUAGAGGAAGAGGUCAACAGCCGUGGAGAUGUCCACUUCUAUACGGCGCAGCCCUCGGCCGGCUCGUUGGGUGAGGACGAGGCGCGGCUAUGGUGCGAAAUGUUGCAGCUGAUGAAGCCCACGGAAGGCGGUGUCGUCAUCAGUGUGGGCGGCCGCAGCCGGGGUGUAAGCGGCGGCGGCGGCCUCCAGGCGGCCCAAGGCGCCGACACCGGGUCAACACCACCGCCGCCGCUGGCGCUAGUGCCGGGCUCAGGAGCCACAUCAGCCGGAGGCAAUCGCGGCGGCAGCGGCAGCGGGAGCGGCCUGCAGCUAGCGCAUGUGGUGCCGGGCUCUGCAGGCGGUAUGGCAGGCGAGUUGUGGUCGGUGGCGGCGGCGGGCGCAGCGUCCACACAGGGCCGUGCUGAGAUGCUGGCACGUGCGGUCUCUCACAUGUCCCUGCUGCACGCGCAGAACAACAAGCUGGCCCGGCUGCUCAAGGGGUUGGCGGCACGGCGCGGCGCGGCCCGGGGCGCGGGCGCAGUGGUGGAGGGCCUGACGGCACGUCUGCAGUUGAUGCAGGAGGAGAAUUCGGAGCUGUGGGAGAAGUACCACGCAGCGCAGCUGGCGCAGAAGACGGGCGAGCAGGCCAUGCGGAGGAUGGGGCAGGAGAACCGGCAGCUGCACACACAGCUGAUGGGGCUCAUCAGGGCACAGACAGGGGCCGUGCAGGUCCGCAGUACCGGUGCGAGUGGGGGCAGCGAUGACACAGCAGCUGAGCCCAUGGGGCAGUAA
Molecule: messenger RNA, 3903 nt
Organism: Volvox carteri f. nagariensis
Lineage: Eukaryota; Viridiplantae; Chlorophyta; Chlorophyceae; Chlamydomonadales; Volvocaceae
Exons: 9
Cellular component (GO): type III intermediate filament
Source: RefSeq, a predicted model, not a curated record